AUGUCCACCCUCGUGUCGCCCUGAUUUAAGUUCCUCUCUUCAGGUGUGGAUAUUUGACCAGGAGGGGGGGGGCCCCAGGUUGCUAAGGAGUCGUCAGGGCCACAGUGCCCCGCCCACCACCAUCCAUCACCACGGCAAUGACGGAAAAAACAUCCUCAGUGCUGGUCAGGACGGAACGCUGCAGUCGUUCUCCACCGUCCAUGAGCGCUUCAACAAGAACCUGGGUCACGGCUCCAUCAACAAGAAGAAGGAACAGAAGAAGAAGAAGGGUUUGUCCUACGAGGAGCUGCGUCUUCCUGCCAUCACAGCGUUCUCCUCCGCUGCCGCUCGUCAGUCGGACUGGGACGGCAUCGUUGCGUGUCAUCGUGGUCGCCUAGCAACCACCACGUGGAACUACCAGCGGUGCACCAUGGGAGCUCAUCACCUGCAGCCGCCGGCCACCCGCAGGACCGACAUCGCCACGGCGGUCGACAUCACUUCCUGUGGUAACUUCGCUGUGAUUGGCUCGUCGAGCGGCCGCGUCGACGUCUACAAUCUGCAGUCCGGCCAGCACCGCGGUUGCUACGGCAACGAUGAGACAGCUCACAGCGGGGCAGUGCGAGGCGUCGCCACGGACACUCUGAACCAGCUGACACUCACCGCGGGCUCUGAUUGGCUGCUCAAGUUCUGGCGCUUCAAGAGCAGGAAACAGGAAGAGCAGCUGAAGCUACUUGCUGCGCCAGCUAGCAUGAUGCUACACAGAGACAGCGGGAUGUUAGCAUUAGCGCAGGAUGACUUCACGCUGCUGGUGGUCGACAUAGAAACCAGACGGAUUGUCAGGAAGUUUGCCGGUCACCACGGCAACAUCAACGACAUGACGUUCAGCCCCGAUGGUCGCUGGCUGAUUACCGUGGCGAUGGACUGUACCAUUCGUACCUGGGAUCUCCCCUCUGGAUUUCUUGUUGACUGCUUCCUGGUAGCCAUGGCGCCGGUGGGCGUGUCCUUGUCGCCGACCGGAGACUUCCUGUCAACGGCUCACAUUGACAGUCUGGGCGUUUACCUCUGGACCAACAAGAGUCUGUGUGGGCCCGUGGGGCUCCGCCCCCUCCCAGCUGACUACCAACCAGCCGAGGUGACGCUGCCGGGGGUCACGGUGGAUGAGUCUGAACAGGAAGUGACAUCAGAGGAGGUCGAUGAUGCAUACAAGUCAGCCGAACAGUUGGGGGCGGAGCUUGUGACUCUGUCUCUGCUGCCGGAGUCUCGAUGGAAAAGUCUGCUCUACCUGGACAACAUUAGGGUGAGUCAGCAGAGUACAGGUGAGAGUCCUCAAGUCUGAUCUGGAGUCAGUUCUAACAGCUUUAUAUGAAAUCAGGUUAAAUAUGGUCAGAAAAAUUCAGUAAAUAGUGAACAGACUAAUAAAUCACAUGGAAAUACGAAAUACUCACCUGUGAAUAUUACAAGUCGGGGCUUUUAUUGUGAAAGGUGAGAAAGGAAGCAGAGUAUCUGGUGUUUGUCAACGUUGAAAUGAAUAAUAGAGUUUGUUGUUCUGACUACAGUGUGUCGUCUCAUAAAUAUAGUUCAUAUAUAAACAAAACAAUUU
Molecule: messenger RNA, 1579 nt
Organism: Anarrhichthys ocellatus (wolf-eel)
Lineage: Eukaryota; Metazoa; Chordata; Actinopteri; Perciformes; Anarhichadidae
Product: WD repeat-containing protein 36-like
Exons: 10
Biological process (GO): rRNA processing
Cellular component (GO): small-subunit processome; Pwp2p-containing subcomplex of 90S preribosome
Molecular function (GO): protein binding
Source: RefSeq, a predicted model, not a curated record